Messenger RNA from Rhineura floridana, 1419 nucleotides. It is a transcript of the gene RRH, whose product is annotated as retinal pigment epithelium-derived rhodopsin homolog. NCBI's taxonomy places the organism in Eukaryota, Metazoa, Chordata, Lepidosauria, Squamata, Rhineuridae. Gene Ontology annotation, molecular function: G protein-coupled receptor activity. Gene Ontology annotation, biological process: visual perception; G protein-coupled receptor signaling pathway. The record is from RefSeq and is a predicted model, not a curated record. Gene Ontology annotation, cellular component: membrane; photoreceptor outer segment.
UGUGCAUCUUGGAACUUGAGAAUUCUGAACAAAGUAAAAAAGCGGUCAGGUCUUGUUUGUAACAUUAAAAGAACAACAAUAAUAACCAAAGUUUGAAGUACAAAGUGUGAGACCAAUCUGAGUGCUAAUAUCUUUAGUAAUAAGGCUAUGAACCAUAAGCAUCUUGUUAACAAAUGUGUACACGGCUCUGUGCUGUUCUUUGUUAAACUAAACCCUUUUCUUUUCAUAGGCUGGGAAUGUAAAAUUCCUUUGCUUUUUAGUGGAAAUCCUAGUGGGAGCUUUUCAGUAGUGAAGAACUUUUAUAGUCAGGUUUACAGGACAAGAAUUUGCCUGCCAAUGCUUGGGAUAUAAAUGCUUUUUGAAAGGCCUUUUACAGGAUAACUCUGGAGGAUAUUUCCCAGUUUUCUUUCCCCUGCAAUGCCUUUGAAUGAAUCGGCUAACUUGACAGAAAGUGAAAAUGAACCUCAUUCAUCCUUUUCACAGAUUGAACAUAACAUAGUCGCAGCUUAUUUGAUAACAGCAGGAGUCAUAAGUCUUCUCAGUAACAUAGUUGUACUAGGCAUCUUUGAUAAAUACAAAGAACUUCGAACAGCAACCAAUGCCGUUAUCAUUAACCUGGCUCUUACUGACAUUGGAGUGAGUGGGAUUGGUUACCCCAUGUCUGCGGCAUCAGAUCUGCAUGGAAGCUGGAAGUUUGGCUACAUUGGUUGCCAGAUCUAUGCUGCUUUAAAUAUCUUCUUUGGAAUGGCAAGUAUUGGCUUACUUACUGUUGUUGCAAUUGAUCGUUACCUGACAAUCUGCAAGCCCCAUAUAGGUAGUAGACUUACUGCUCACAACUAUGCAAUCCUGAUUCUUGUUGCCUGGAUUAAUGCAGUCUUUUGGGCCUCCAUGCCUAUUGUGGGCUGGGCAAGCUAUGGCCCAGAUCCAACUGGAGCUACCUGUACUGUAAACUGGAGAAGAAAUGACGCAUCCUUUGUUUCUUACACAAUGUCUGUGGUCACUGUUAAUUUUAUCAUCCCUUUAUUGGUCAUGUUUUACUGUUACUACAAUGUUUCGCAAACUAUGAAACGGUAUUCCAGAAGCAGAUGUUUUGAGAGCAUCAACAUAGAUUGGUCUGAUCAAGUAGAUGUGACAAAGAUGUCUGUUGUCAUGAUUUUAAUGUUCCUGCUGGCUUGGUCUCCAUAUUCUAUUGUGUGCUUAUGGUCUUCGUUUGGAGAUCCUAGAAAAAUUUCUCCUGCCAUGGCCAUCAUAGCACCAUUAUUUGCCAAGUCCUCUACAUUCUAUAAUCCCUGUAUUUAUGUCAUUGCAAACAAAAAGUUUCGAAGGGCUAUCCUUGCAAUGGUCCGAUGUCAGACACAGCAGGAGAUAACAAUCAACAAUGUCCUUGCCAUGAGUGUAUCUCAAAGCACAAUUGCAUAA